This is a messenger RNA of Bombyx mori (domestic silkworm), 2236 nucleotides long. It is a transcript of the gene l(3)72Dn, whose product is annotated as U3 small nucleolar RNA-associated protein 4 homolog. Gene Ontology annotation, biological process: maturation of SSU-rRNA from tricistronic rRNA transcript (SSU-rRNA, 5.8S rRNA, LSU-rRNA). Bases 157 to 2235 code for a protein of 692 amino acids. The transcript is spliced from 11 exons. Gene Ontology annotation, cellular component: 90S preribosome; small-subunit processome; t-UTP complex. The record is from RefSeq and is a predicted model, not a curated record. Gene Ontology annotation, molecular function: protein binding; RNA binding. Lineage: Eukaryota; Metazoa; Arthropoda; Insecta; Lepidoptera; Bombycidae.
ACAGAAACUGUGACACAGAGAACAUGUCAUUGUGACAUAACGUAGUGCUGCUAUUAUCGUGCUAUUAUAAAUUAUGACAAGCUUUGAUUUUGAAUUAAGGUUAUAUUCCAUGUGUUGGCCCUGUUUAUUAAAUAAAAGUAAAAAUUACGAUAAAAUAUGGCUACUAGCGUACAUCGUAUUCGUUAUUAUAAUCCCCAACCAACCCCAGUGAAUUGUAUCGCUUAUAAUAAAUUAAAUAAACAAUUGUCCCUCGCGAGGAAAGAUUCAAGUAUUGAAAUAUGGGACAUGACACAUUUCCCAUUCCUCUUAAAAUUCAUACCUGCAGUAAAGGACGGCUCAGUAGAAGCUCUAGGCUGGGUGAAAGACAGACUGCUUACAACCGGAUUAGGCGGUGCAUUAGUUGAAUGGAAUCUUGAAGAAAUGUGUAUAAGAAAUACAAUAUUAUUAACUGGAUAUGCUGCUUGGUGUCUUGAUGUUAGCCCAGACAAUACAUUAGUAGCUGUUGGUACUGAACAAGGCUAUGUCAACUUGUAUAAUGUUGAAAAUGAUGAUAUUAUCUACAAGAAGUUGUUUGACAAACAGGAAGGUAGAAUUCUUUGCUGCAAGUUUAAUGAAACAAGCAGCAUACUUGUUACAGGGUCAGUAAAUACAAUUAGGGUAUGGAAUGUCGAGACUGGACACGCAACUACACGUAUAUCAGUAAGCAGACGGGGUAAAGAAGUUAUUGUUUGGUCCCUUGUUACACUUGAGAACAAUAUUAUUGCAUCGGGUGAUAGUUUGGGUCGACUCACACUGUGGGAUGGCAAUACAGGUGAUGAGAUUGAAUCAUUUAUUAGUCAUAAAGCAGACAUCUUAACAAUAGCAGUGUCUGAAGACAAAAAUAAUUUAUUCUGCAGUGGAGUGGAUCCAACCAUAAUACAAUUUAGGAAAAUUAAGAAGUCUGACUCUGCAGAUGAGCAAUGGGUUAAGAGUUAUCAAAAUUCCAUAAAUCAGCAUGAUGUAAGAGAUAUUGCAGUAUUGGAUCAAAAAGUAUUGUCGGUUGGUGUUGAUGGAUACAUCUCAACAUUUCAUUAUGUUCGAAAAGGAUUUCAACGAAUACCACAUUUGUUGCCAACACCCAGAUCAUUGGUGUGUUCUUCCAAGAAAUUUUUACUUUUAAGGUACAGUAAUCAUUUAGAAGUUUGGAAACUGGGAGCAUUUCUAAAAGAUAAAUCAGGAAGGCCUGUAGCAGAACCUGCAAAUGUAAUCAUUAAAAACAAAAUAAAUACAGAAAAUAAUCAUUCAGACUGCGAGAAAGUAAAUGAAAUGUUAAAAAUAUCUGAAAACCCUGUGAAACUUCUAUCUCUGCAGACAAAAGGAAAAAAACAGAUUCAGUCAUGUGCCAUUUCACCAAAUGGAGAGCUUAUCGUUUACUCCACAGAGAGUCACACAAGGAUGCUUAAAUUGGAUAGUGAUGACGAAUCGAAUGUAUAUUUAUCUAAAGUCAUAUUAAAUGGUUCAAUAACGACAUGUAGCCAUUUCGCUUUCACAGAAGACUCUAAAGUGUUGAUCGUAUAUAACGCGGGUACCAUCAGUUUCCUUCAAGUGGAUCCUGAAGCAGGCGUCACCGUUACACAGACUAUCAACACUAAAAAACAUUUAAGUUGCAAAUCAAUAUUGCAUUUUCAAAUAUCAAAGAAAUGUCCUAGCAAUAAAGUGUAUUUAGUGGUAGCGGACACACAAGGUGAUAUAGUAAUAUGGACACAAAUUGGAAAGAAAUUCGAACACUAUAUAACAUUGCCGAAAUAUCAUUGUGUACCAUCGGCCAUGGUUGUCGAUGCCGAAAAGGAGACUUUGAUAGUAGCAUACGUUGACAGAAAGGUCGUAGAAUAUGAAUUGUUCGAGAAAAAAUUCAGUGAUUGGCCCGGCUCGGCCAUGCCCCCCGUGUGGUACGACACGAAGCAGUGCGUGCUGUCCGUACACCCGCACCCGAGCGGCCAGUCCGUCGUGUUCCAACACUUGAGAGAUCUGUUCGUAUUGGACAGGAAAGCGCAGUUUGAAAUGGAGCCAACCAAAAAGAAGAAAUCGGCGGACGCAGGCGAAAUGAAUCUAGGUUAUCAUAUUCUUCCCAUGAAGUAUCUCUCCGAUUUUUAUUGGCUCGGCAAGAGUGAAGCUGUUACGGUCGAGAUACUCCCAGAAAAUAUAAUGUCAAUGUUACCUCCCGUGGCGAUAAGAAAUAAACGAAGUGUUAAUUAAA